GACUGCUGUCUGUCGCCAGUGGGCAGUAGAUAGCUGGUCGCUUUGUGCUGAAUUUCCAUUAGAUCUGUACCUCUCUUUGAAACAUUACGGGGAAGGAGAAAAGAUGGCAACUCUGGAGCAGCUGUCAUCCACAAUGCCCUGCGUUUUCAGAGAGACAACGGUCAGCGUCGCCCGACCAUGGAAUUAAAGAGAUACAUGAACGACGAAAGAGAACGGAGUUUUAGUCGGUUGAAAUGCUUGGGAUCAUUCUGUAGUUUUUCCGCUUCAGCAUCAGCAGCAGACUAACAGUACAUUGCCUGACAGGCAUACUGGUGUGUUAAUCGUUUAAUUAUUAAUAUCACACUACUGACAUUGCUGUGAUUCAGACCUCCUGCAAAAAGUUUGUGGGGGAGGAAAAACAGUUUAUCCCUUUGAUCCUUCAUUUCAUCAUUUCAUUAAAAAGAGGAAAAUGAGCGAGCAGAGCGUCUGCCAGGCCCGAGCAUCUGUCAUGAUAUAUGAUGACGGCAGCAAGAAGUGGGUUCCAAUCAAGCCAGGACAGCAGGGCUUCAGCCGCAUCAACAUCUACCACAAUGCCGCCAACAACACCUUCCGCGUGGUGGGUGUCAAGCUGCAGGACCAGCAGGUGGUGAUAAACUACUCCAUUGUGAAAGGCCUGAAGUACAACCAGGCCACGCCCACUUUCCACCAAUGGCGCGACGCCAGGCAGGUGUACGGGCUGAAUUUCGCCAGCAAGGAGGAGGCCGCCACCUUCUCCAACGCCAUGCUCUUUGCCCUCAACGUGCUGAGCACUCAGGAAGGAGGUCCAGCUGUCCAACGUCCAGCCCAGAACGGGCCCACCGCAGACGACACGGAGAACCAGAGAAGGCAGAUGAUGGAGCAGCAGCAGCAGAUGCAGGUGCAGCUCGAGAGGGAGCGACGGACGUCUGCCUCAGUCUCCACGCUGCACUUUAAGGUGUCCCCCUCCCCCUGCUCAUCUGACACGCCCCCUCCUGAUUAUCAGCACUACAAGCCCAGCACCCUGCAGCCUCCCUCUUUUGCCAAGGUCGCCUCCUCCCCUUCUGUGUCCCGCUCCUCCUCAGCCUCGUCUCAGGACAGGGAGACUGACCCCCCCCAGCGGGUAGCCCAACUAUCGCAGCUCUCCACCUCGCUGAUGUCGGCGUUCCACCCGGUGCAGCCUGGGCUGGGCUCGGCGGCCCGGCAGGUGCGGCAGAUCCCGCUCUCCCCCCCCCUAACGCCUCGACAUGCCAAACACGGCUGGUCCUCCCCUCGUACCUUCACCCCUCUAGCAUCUUCGCCCCCAGUAACGACGGCACUGACUGUCAAGCAGGUGUGCCCCCAGCCAGUCAUCCCUGUGACCCAACCCUUGUCACCCCUCCAAAACGGCCGUGGCAAAGCCCCUCCCACUGACCUUGCCUCCAAUGGCAACAUGGAGGACAAUUACCUAUCCCAGAAGUCCCCACUUCCACUCACUACCAUCUACAGCCCUGAGAGUAUCUUUACCCCCUGCUGCGAAGCCCUGUCCAUCAUGGCCGGCCACCCAUCCCAGGGUCCCCCCCCUCAGUCCCAGUACACGUCCUCCUUUCCCCCUCAGCAGAUCCAGUACCAGGUCAUGCCCCCCUUCAGCUCCUCGCCCCCCUCUUUUAUUGGGGUGGCCUUGCCCAAGAAGAGCCCCUCUCCUGCCUCUCAGGCUGCUGUGCCCAACUCCGGUCCCCCCAUCCCAGCAGGACACCCGUCCUCCCUCUCCGCUGCCCCCCCUGCUGCGGCACCGGCACCCGUGCCCACAGGGGGGCCCCCACCCCCUCCGCCCCCACCUGGCCCCCCACCGCCCUCCACUGGGGCACCUCCACCCCCGCCCCCGCUGCCGGCUGGCGGAGGGCCUGGGGGUCACGGGGAGGGGGCCCCCUCUGGGCUGGCUGCCGCGCUGGCUGGGGCCAAACUGCGCCGAGUUCAGAGGUCUGAAGAUGGGUCUUCUAGUGGUGCCAAGAAUGAUGCCAACCGAACAAGCGGGGGCAGUAACGGUGGCUUGAUGCAGGAAAUGAACGCCCUUCUUGCACGACGGAGGAAAGCAGCUACACAGACAGAGAAAUCUGGGGACAGGAAAGAGGAAGACGGCCAAAGCGAUGAUCCCAACUCCCCUGGCACUCGUGGCUCAGAUGCGGUCAAGAAGCCAUGGGACCGAGCCAAUUCUGCAGACAAGUCCUCAGUGGUGUCAAGGGUGAGACCAGCAGGCAGUAGCAGUGACACAGAUGCCUUAGACUUUGACAGAAUGAAGCAGGAAAUCUUGGAGGAGGUUGUACGCGAGUUACAGAAGGUGAAGGAUGAGAUAAUUGACGCCAUUAGACAAGAACUUAGCAGAAUCAGCACAACGUAAUGCUCCGAGAGCGGGACGGACCGGGGUUUCCCAGGAGCAGUAGGGGCAGCGGAGGGGGGCCCGAAUAUGAGGGUCUCUCAGCUCCACUGCCACAGCAUUCCGGGGGAUCGUCACACGAGCAUCACAAGACAGCGGGGCUGAGGGGAAGGG
Messenger RNA from Paramormyrops kingsleyae, 2521 nucleotides. It is a transcript of the gene evla, whose product is annotated as Enah/Vasp-like a. Lineage: Eukaryota; Metazoa; Chordata; Actinopteri; Osteoglossiformes; Mormyridae. Gene Ontology annotation, molecular function: actin binding; SH3 domain binding; profilin binding. Gene Ontology annotation, biological process: actin polymerization or depolymerization; protein homotetramerization; positive regulation of actin filament polymerization. Gene Ontology annotation, cellular component: cytoskeleton. The record is from RefSeq and is a predicted model, not a curated record.